UUCAAUGUGUACUGUGUAGUGUGUACAAGUUUGUCCUAUUUACUUGUCAGUAGUAAGUCAAGAACUUUAGCGAACUUGAUUGUUUGAAGUGAAAAUUAGUCAGAAAAUUUGCAAUGCCUAGUCAAGUUCGAGUGGAUACGGAAACUGCUCUGCCUCUCCAGACUGUUGAAAAUCACUGGUACAGAGUAUUCAAGAAGCAUGAUGUGCUGCAUUUUCGUCCGAGUCGUUUCCAGCCUCUUGUUCAAGUUUUCUUACGAUACUGAUGGAGAUGGCAAGCUGAACUUGGGCGAAUUGAAAGCAAGUAUCACGUCGAAUGGAUUCAAUCAUGACAUACCAGACCAUGCAGUUACUAAACUCAUCAAACUCUCGGAUAAAAAUAGGGAUGGUCACAUCGACUUCGCAGAGUUUAUACACUUGUUGGAGACGGAUGAAGGGAGAGCCCAUUUCAAUCACCUUCUGUCGCAGUACAUCCACUACACAGUGCCCGUGCGCAGUGCCGGACCGCGCAGGAGAGCGGGGGUCAAGGGGCGGCGAGGAGCGGACAGUCCUGAUGGAGAAUAUGAGGACGAGUAUUCCUGCUUUCCUCCUCCACUUUGUAUGGUCCUAGUCAGUGUUAUCGAGAUAGCGGUGUUCGCAUACGAUAUGUAUCUGACUGGUGAUUCGAUAUUUGGUCCAGCAGCUGACUUCUUCAUCUACAAUCCGUUCAAACGAUCUGAGUUUUGGCGUUUCCUGACCUACAUGUUUGUACAUGCUGGAAUUGGACACUUGGUAGUAAAUCUAAUGGUGCAGAUAAUGCUCGGAAUUCCCUUGGAGAUGGUGCAUGGCUGGUGGCGGGUCUUGGCCAUCUAUGUAGCUGGAGUGAUUGCCGGAUCUUUGGGAACUUCUAUUUCUGAUCCGAAAGUUUAUCUAGCCGGAGCUUCUGGAGGAGUGUACGCCAUUAUUGCUGCUCAUUUGUCAACCAUAAUUCUUAAUUGGUCGGAAAUGCAGUUUGCAAUUUGGCAGUUGCUCAUCUUUUUGGCUCUAGCAGUCAUCGAUAUUGGAACCGCCAUCCAUGAUCGAUAUGUGGCGCAGCUAAAUAGAGAGAUUGGGUAUGUAGCUCACUUGGCUGGCGCUAUAGCUGGACUGUUGGUUGGUUUGGUUAUCCUUCGUAAUUUGGCUGUGCGGUCGUGGGAGCAAAAACUUCAGUGGAUAGGGCUAUUUAUAUAUAUUGCUCUUAUAUCAGUAGCAGUCGCAUACAAUGUAUUCUCUUGAGUGUUCAUCUUUCACAAAACAGUAUUAUUUAUUUUUGCUGAAGAGUUAUCCUACAUUUUUUACUUAGUUUUGUCACUUGACUGUUUAAGGAAAGUAAAGCGGCCUCGCUGUUUUAAAAUGUA
Molecule: messenger RNA, 1373 nt
Organism: Nilaparvata lugens (brown planthopper)
Lineage: Eukaryota; Metazoa; Arthropoda; Insecta; Hemiptera; Delphacidae
Product: rhomboid-related protein 2
Exons: 9
Coding region: 199-1251 (350 amino acids)
Cellular component (GO): membrane
Molecular function (GO): serine-type endopeptidase activity; calcium ion binding
Source: RefSeq, a predicted model, not a curated record